CUCCUGUAACUUCUUUUUGUUUUUACGCCAUCGUAACUACCGGCACAAGCGUUAUGACUUGUUCUGCACUGAAGGUCGAUGACACCACCUCUGUUUCUCAGCUGAUCUCACUGUUGACUGACACAUCUCACUAUGAUGUCAUGGUGAGACCCACCACCCAGUACGGAGGUCCAUUACUCAUCAGUUCCAGGGUUCAUGUAUACUACCUGCAAAUGUCUCACUCCACUAAGCUGCAAUUCAAACUUCAAAUGUUGGUUCAAUUUCGGUGGCAUGAUGAUCGCCUUAUGUACAAGAAUAUUAGCAGUUUGGCAGAGAUUGUCGGACAAGAUUUGCUGUUGGAGAAGAUCUGGUUCCCACACGUGUUCGUGUCUACGGAACAGCAGAGUCGAGUCAUGGACCAGACUGUAUCAAUACUGCCAUCUGGCGACGUACUCUACUCCAGGCGUCUUCAAACUUUACUUACUUGUCAAGUGGAAGAAGGGAAAUUUCCUUUUGAUCAACAAACUUGUCAUUUAGUCAUGGAUAACUGGAGAUACAACCUGAGCGUUGUUAUACUUGAGUGGGAUAGCUCAGUGCCUGUCGUGGUGCUUCCCUCAGUAGCCACAGGACUAUCCGAGUUCAACUUAAAUGGUCUCAAGGCCUUCACUUCUACAAACCAAACCACCAGUGACACAUUCAUCACCUCCGUAGAUAAUUGUGACAAGUGGAAUAAUGACAAACCCAAAGGAGAUUUUGAAGAUGUACAUACUUGUGGCAUACGCAAGAGCUCUCUCAUUGUUACCUUUUAUUUCGAUAGGAAAUUUGGCUUUUACUUCUGGGAUUACUAUGGACCAAGUGUUUUGCUGGUGAUAACAUCUUGGGGAACCUUCUGGGUUCAUCCUGAAGUUGUGCCAUGCCGUAUUUGGUUAGCAACAUGCACAAUGCUUGGACUUUUUGGACUUGGUGCUAUGAAUGAUGCAAUGCCAAAACUUUCUCACUUGAAGAUGAAUGACAUCUGGUUUAUUGGAUGCAAUCUAUUCAUAUUUUUAUCACUGGCAGAAUUUGCAUUCGUUAAUAUAGUGCAUAGACAGGAGACAUCCCACGUUCCACUCAAGAGAGCGUCCAGCAAAUACAUACUCAAGUCGUCGCUGAGGUCGGAGAGAGUGGCCUGGAAGCGCAAAGCCUUGUCUUGUCCAUCAUCACCCGAGCUGAGGCAGCGAUCUAGAGCGGCAAUGAGAGAUCGCAGAAUGCAACAGAAAAAUGUUGCCUUCGACCUUGCUGUUGGCGACUACACGAGUGAUAAGAAAGUAAAGCGUAGGCUAAUGCAGAGACGUCAGGCCUUUGCUGGUAUUCACAUGACAAAUCAUGAAAUGGCACACUGGAUUGAUAGGCGAAGUCGAAUCAUCUUCCCAACAGCUUUUCUGGUUUUCAAUUUGCUAUUUUGGUUUAUCAUGUACGUUUUGCUUGGAGCGACAGGUGCGACGGUCGCGCAGCGGCUGUCGCCGAGCGGCAGUCGCGGGGUGGUAAACUGUUUUGCUUGGAGCGACAACUUCUUCAUCCUGGCAUCACGAGACGUGGUACCUACCCAGCGACUGCAGCUCGCGGCUCUAGCGACAGUAGCUCCAAGCAAAACAGGACUAUGCAAAACCCACUUUGAUCAGUGUCCCGCGACUGCCGCUCAGCGACGGUCGCUGCGCGACCGUCGCACCUGUCGCUUCAGGCAAAACGUACCUUAA
Messenger RNA from Macrosteles quadrilineatus (aster leafhopper), 1715 nucleotides. Its product is annotated as pH-sensitive chloride channel 2-like. Gene Ontology annotation, cellular component: neuron projection; membrane; synapse. Gene Ontology annotation, biological process: nervous system process; chemical synaptic transmission; chloride transmembrane transport. NCBI's taxonomy places the organism in Eukaryota, Metazoa, Arthropoda, Insecta, Hemiptera, Cicadellidae. Gene Ontology annotation, molecular function: extracellular ligand-gated monoatomic ion channel activity; neurotransmitter receptor activity; transmembrane signaling receptor activity. Bases 54 to 1715 code for a protein of 553 amino acids. The transcript has 13 exons. The record is from RefSeq and is a predicted model, not a curated record.